Molecule: messenger RNA, 946 nt
Organism: Chrysemys picta bellii (western painted turtle)
Lineage: Eukaryota; Metazoa; Chordata; Testudines; Emydidae
Source: RefSeq, a predicted model, not a curated record
CAAGGCUGCAGGGUACAUUGAGGGUGACUUGUCCCCACACCCCACAGAGACACAGACAAGCUGGGAGCUGCAUGAUGCUUAGCCAGGCUAACAGUCCCUGGGUUUCUUUCAUUUUCAAAGACCUCUCUUACUUUGACCGCACUAGAUUUCACCAGCAGAUAACAGACAAUGUUUGAUGGACACAGGAAAAGAUGAGACAUCUUUUGACUUUUGACUUCCUGUAGCUGCAGCCAGCAGCGGAGUUCCUUAUUUGGGGCUCGGUGGAGCUGGAGACCGGGGUGUUGGUGGCAGCAGUGAGGGGCCCCUCGCUGACCCCGUCAUGGCGUCUGCUCUCACCAUCCUCUUCCUCGGCUGGUGGCUGGCCGGGCGGAGCGGGGUGUCCGGACAGGGGCCCUACCCCAAACCCUCCAUCUCCGUCAGCCCUGGUGGGGUGAUCCCCGUGGGGGGAAACGUCACCAUCCGGUGUCGGAAUCAGCACCUGGGGAUGAAGUUCCUCCUCUACAAGGCUGGAGUUGGGAACUAUCUGACUUACACAGACCCUGCUGGCUCUGAGGCUGAAUUUCCCAUCACCAGCGCCAGACGGGAACAGAGCGGAAACUACACCUGUCGUUAUAGCCACAGAACAGGACCAGCUGCCUACUCGGAGCCCAGCGACCCUGUGCAGAUCAUUGUAGCAGGUGGACCUGUAUCAAGCGCAGCACCGGUUCUGACCCGCACCAUCAUUGCCGGGGUGAGUGCGGCGGCCGCCGGCCUCCUCCUCCUGCUCCUCCUCCUGGCCUUCGUCUGCUACAGAAGAACCCGAAGAAAAUCCUCCAUUGACAAAGGGAAACAGAAGCAGACCCUGGAGCCUGACCCCGGCACCUACGCCGAACUGGACCUCCAGACGCUGCAGCCCAGUGUGUACGAUGUGAUCAACGUGAGGCGGGGAGCCCCGCCGGGAGGUUGA